AUGAUCGAGCCCAGCAUCACUGUCGCCGUGACAGGUGGCAAUCCACCAAUCACCACCACGACGAUGGCGACCACGACCACACCGAGUGCUUACGUGGAAACCGCAUCUUUCACUCACGUCAGGCUUCCGGGGUUCUGGCAUAACUCCCCUACGCAGUGGUUCACGCACGCGGACGCCAUGUUCGCGAACAAGCGAAUCCGCUCGGGUCUGCCGCGCGUGAACCACGUGCUUGAAGCUCUGGACGAAGACGGUGUCCGCACGAUCGCGGAUCUGCUCGGAUCGGACGCGACGUACGAGUCCAUCCGACAACGACUCAUCGCCGCAUACAGCAUUCCGCAAGCAACGUGCUUCCAGCGCAUGAUCCAGCCCGGCGGCAUGGGCGAUCGCGCCCCAUCACGCCUGCUCCGGGACAUGCGGGAAAUCUACCCCGACGGCAUGACGGAGUCCUCUCUGCUCGCGUUUUGGCUGAGCAAGCUGCCGCCACCUGUCCGCACCGUCAUCGCCGGUCUUACCGGUUCCGUCGACUUCCUCGCCGAACGCGCCGACCGAGUUUGGGAGGCGUCUCAGAGCAGUGAAAUUUCGGCUGUCACGAGGGACCACGACUUACGCGAGUCGCAACACAUCACUCGCCCGAUCCCGCCGGCAGGUCCACCCGACCAAGACGCGCGUUUUCUCGCGCUUGAAAACGCGAUACACGCGCUUACAGCUCAAGUCGCGUCCCUGGCCACAUCACAAGCAGCCGCGUUGACUCGCACGACCAACGAUCGUUCCACGCGCCAACAGCGUGAUCGCUCCCGCUCGCAGUCGCAGCCGCGGCCCAUCAUAACGGCUGGUUGGUGCUACUACCACGACCAGUACGGCGCGGAUGCGCGCAAGUGCCGCGACCCGUGCACUUACGUGUCGGCGACACAGAAAAAUCCAUGA
Messenger RNA from Acyrthosiphon pisum (pea aphid), 924 nucleotides. RefSeq lists its product as uncharacterized. The record is from RefSeq and is a predicted model, not a curated record. The transcript has a single exon. NCBI's taxonomy places the organism in Eukaryota, Metazoa, Arthropoda, Insecta, Hemiptera, Aphididae. The coding region runs from base 1 to 924 and encodes 307 amino acids.